Molecule: messenger RNA, 2862 nt
Organism: Cylas formicarius (sweet potato weevil)
Lineage: Eukaryota; Metazoa; Arthropoda; Insecta; Coleoptera; Brentidae
Product: ankyrin-2-like
Exons: 9
Coding region: 1-2862 (953 amino acids)
Biological process (GO): signal transduction
Molecular function (GO): protein binding
Source: RefSeq, a predicted model, not a curated record
AUGCCGGAUUCGACCACAUAUACCGACAGUUCCGCCUCUGAUCCUCAGGCUCAGCCGAUCGAUCCCGAACUAACUGCUAAACUGCUUGGCCAUGGCGUAGCCGUCUCUCCGGUGGUUACGGUGGAACCGCGCAGAAGGAAAUUCCACAAAGCGAUCAGACUGAAUAUGCCCGCGCCCACCGCGCAUUCUCAAGGAAUGAUCAACCAGUAUUCCGGUUCUGCGCCGACGUUGAGGUUAUUGUGUUCGAUCACAGGUGGAACCACCAGAGCCCAAUGGGAAGACGUGACGGGGUCCACGCCUCUGACGUUCGUCAACGACGUGGUGUCCUUUACGACCACCGUAUCCGCCCGAUUUUGGUUGAUGGACUGUCGGAAUAUCGGCGACGCGACGAAGAUGGCCACCGAACUUUACAAGAUACAUGUUAUAAAUAGUCAACGGUUGCACAUAUGGCUUAAAAUUCGAAACGUGCUGACCGAAGCCCUCUAUUCUUUCCCAAGGGAAGCCAUUCACGUGCCGUUCAUGGCCAAAUUCGUGGUGUUCGCCAAACGGAUAGAACCGUUGGAGGCACGACUGCGCGUAUUCUGCAUGACCGACGACAAGGAAGACAAAACGUUAGAACACCAGGAGCACUUCACCGAAGUGGCGAAAAGCAGAGACGUUGAAGUGCUGGAAGGCAAACCGCAGUACAUAGAGUUCGCGGGAAAUCUGGUGCCCGUCACGAAGAGCGGAGAACAGUUGUCGUUUUCGUUCAGAGCGUUCAGGGAAAACCGGCUACCGUUCUCGGUCAGAGUGAAGGACCAACACGCUGAAGCCGUAGGACGAUGUUUGUUUAUGAAGGAAGCGAAGGUGCUCAAAGGAGAACCGCCGCAACAGCCGAUCUGUAUCCUCAACAUAGUGCUACCCGACGAUAUAGUUACGGACACCAUAUCCCUUUCCGACUCUGAAAGUUCGAAGAGGCACAUGUUCCUCUCUGAGUUCCGAGACUACUAUCGACCAGACACCAGACUGGCAGACAUGAGCAACUUGCUCGGUGACGACUGGGUGGAGCUGGCCCACCAGCUUGGACUCACCUCGUCGGAAAUCAACGUCAUCAAGUCCGAGUACCCCGAGAGCGUCGCGAAACAGGCGCAGUCAAUGUUGCGCAUGUGGCUAUCUCAAAGCGGCAACAUGGCGCAGACCAACGCCUUGGAGAACGCGCUCAGAAGAAUCGGUCGGGAAGACAUCAUACCUCAGUGCCUAAACGUAGAGCAACCGAGCCACGCGAUUUCACGAAUCAAAGAAGAGGAGAUCGGGUAUAGACUAAGGAAAAGCGGCGCGGAUAAAGAGGACGAAACGAGAUCGCCAGAAAAGAAGAACCUGAUAGAGCACUACGACAAAUACUCUGCAGAAGAGAAGAUCGUCGAGAAGUCCGAGUCGGAAGAGGAAGAGGAUAACUUCGACAAGUCCGUAACGGAGAGGCGGGAACGAAUCGAGAAACGUCUUUCGGCCGAAAGAGCGAUUCCGGCGUCUUCGCAGCGACGCGAAAUCGUCCAGGAAAUCAGCUCCAUCCGACAGCAGAAUAUCGUUGAGGAUAAAAUAGCCGAGGUGAAACAGAAGGUGUCCGAACCAGCGACCACGAGAAUUAUCACGGAAACUAUCGAGAUAAAAACCACCACUCCAUCCGACUCGAAAGUUUCCGAGGUGGCCAAGAUGACGACUGUCGAAACGCACAAGGUUGUGGAGCAGUCGCCCAAACCCGGAGAGGACGCGAAGCUUUUGGAGGAGGUCAGCCAGAGGAUCGGAAAAGCGCGGAUCGAGCCCCGAUUGAACGGAAACGAAGAUCCAAAAUCUCCGAAGUUCUCGAAGACCCCGCCGCCAAGCCCGGCCGACUUCUUGAUCAAAGAGCAGGCAGCCACGAUCCAAGCUGAGCAAUUCGCGCGGUUUCGAGUCAUCCUAGCCGUCGGACAUCUCGUAGCAAAGGCUACACGAAGGUCAGUAGCGUACUAUAGACGGGGGAGGGACAAGGUCGACACUCACGCCGCUCGUAGGCGCCGCGUAACUGUCGACUCCGCCCCCCCAUCCUUAGCCGCUAGCGCGUCCCCGCAAGAUGACGACGACUCCCUAGAUACCGACGGUUUCCGCGAAGACCGUUACCUUAUAGAAACCCCCACGCCCGAGGGCAACGCGAAACCUCUCGACUCUCAAGAGGUCACCGCGUACGAGGACGCGUCUCGUUAUUACCGGCACCACGCGGAACUCUUUGUCGGACAGAGGAAACGUCUCGCUUCCAGCGAAGACCUCGACGCGACCGAUGUGAUAGAUAGUUUUGAUACUACCUCAAAUUUGUUGCCUUCCAAGUGUAGCGUAGAUAAAAAGAUAAGCGUAGAAUUAGAUAGUUUUAACAAAGAAUUUACGUCGCCCGAAGAGAAAGGCGCGAAGGACUCGAAGAGACCGGAAGACUGGGAGAGGAAAGAGAGAAAGACUGUGGAGAGGCUGCACGGCGGCGCGGGCAAGGACAAAGUCGCGCCCGCCGACGAGGACGCGGUCUAUUUGAAAACCACGCCGGAUAAUGUGACGGUCACCUUCAAAGAAGGGACCGGGUCGAACAGAAUCCAGCAGGACAAUAAGGAGUUGACGGCGAAGUCGACGAACACGGACGAUGAAUCAAGAAAUAAUUUAAAUCGGGCGCACAAAGGCACGUCGCCUCUCGGCGAUUUUAAGGGACACGAAUUGCUUCCGAGCUCCAAGCCUACCCUGGAACUCAUAAUAGGGCGUAAAGAGGUGCGGACGAAGGACGCUUCGGCCUCGGCUGAAAGCCGUCUUACAUUUCACUACGACGAAAAGAGACAAACACACGGGAACCGAAACGUCCGAAAAAUUUGA